AUGAUGGAGCAAGCGGAGGGCGAUGCCCCCGCCCCCGCCCCCGCGCCGGCGCCGGCGCCGGCCCCGGUGCCACCGCGGGAGGCGAUCUCGUUGGAGAAGGCGUUCGAAGGCAAGACCCUGCCGACGUGGAACGAGCAGAUCACGGUCCGCGCCGUGGUGGUGAGCGCGGGGCUGGGCACCUUCCUCAGCUUCAUCGUGAUGAAGCUCAACAUCACCUCCGGCAUCGUGCCGUCCCUCAACGUCUCCGCGGGGCUGCUCGCCUUCUUCAUGAUGAAGACGUGGACGUCGGCGCUGGAGCGCUGCGGCGUCUUCCCGCGGCCCUUCACCCGGCAGGAGAACACGGUGGUGCAGACCUGCGUCAUCUCCUGCUCCAGCAUCGCCUUCUCCGGCGGCUUCGGCACCUACAUCCUCGGCAUGAGCCGCAAGAUCGCCAAGGGCUUCGACGAGGCCAACAACACCAUGAACGUCGAGGAGCCGUCGCUGUGGCGCGUCAUGGCUUACCUCUUCCUCGUCAGCUUCGUGGGGCUCUUCUCCAUCGUGCCCCUGAGGAAGAUCAUGAUCAUUAGCUACCGCCUCACCUACCCCUCCGGCUCCGCCACCGCCCACCUCAUCAACAGCUUCCACACGCCCCAAGGCGCCAUCCAGGCCAAGCAGCAGGUGUCGAUCCUGUUCAAGUCGUUUCUAGGGAGCUUCCUGUGGUCCAUGUUCCAGUGGUUCUACACGGCGGGGGACUCGUGCGGGUUCGGCUCCUUCCCGACGUUCGGGAUGGAGGCCUACAACCGGCGCUUCUACUUCGACUUCUCGGCGACGUACGUCGGGGUGGGGAUGAUCUGCCCCUACAUCAUCAACUUCUCGCUGCUCAUCGGGAGCAUCAUCUCCUGGGGGAUCAUGUGGCCCUUCAUCGAGAGCAAGAGGGGGGACUGGUACGACGCCAACCUCCCCAACAGCAGCCUCCACGGCCUCAACGGCUACCAGGUCUUCAUCUCCAUCGCCAUGAUCAUGGGCGACGGCCUCUUCAACUUCUUCUCCAUCCUCUUCCGCACCUCCUACGACAUGUACCUCAAGCGCACCGGCCGCGCCAAGGCCAACACCGCGGGGGUCCCCUUCGCCGGCGCCGGCCUCGCGGGCGCCAACGAGAGGCAGGCGCUCAGCUUCGACGACCGCCGCCGCACGCAGAUCUUCCUCAAGGACCAGAUCCCCACCGUCGUCGCCGUGGGCGCCUACGUCGCCCUCGCCGGCAUCUCCGUCCUCGCCAUCCCGCACAUCUUCCGCCAGCUCAAGCCCAAGCACGUCGUCUGGGCCUACGUCGUCGCCCCCAUCUUCGCCUUCUGCAACGCCUACGGCACCGGCCUCACCGACUGGUCCCUCUCCAGCAGCUACGGCAAGCUCGCCAUCUUCAUCUUCGGCGCCAACAUCGGCGCCAAGGACGGCGGGGUCAUCGCCGGCCUCGCCGCCUGCGGCCUCAUGAUGGGGAUCGUCUCCACCGCCUCCGACCUCAUCCAGGACUUCAAGACGGGGUACCUCACCCUCACCUCCCCGCGCGCCAUGUUCGUCAGCCAGGUCAUCGGCACGGGGAUCGGCUGCAUCAUCUCCCCCACUGUCUUCUGGAUCUUCUACCAGGCCUACGACAUCGGCAACGACGAGGGCUACCCGGCGCCCUACGCCAAGAUCUACCGCGGCAUCGCGCUCCUCGGCACCAACGGCUGGGACCAGCUGCCCAAGUACUGCCUCAGGUUCUGCGCCGCCUUCUUCAUCCUCGCCAUCGCCAUCUGCGCGCUCAAGGAGGUGGCCAACAACAAAACGUGGUGGAUCAGGGACUACAUACCCAGCGCGCUCGGCAUGGCCGUGCCCUUCUUCCUCGGCUCCUUCUUCACCAUCGACAUGUGCGUGGGGAGCUUGAUACUCUACAUGUGGUCCAGGUCCGACAGGCUGCACGCGCAGAUGUUCGCGCCGGCGGUGGCAUCGGGGCUAAUCUGCGGCGACGGGAUUUGGUCGCUGCCGUCGUCGUUGCUGUCGCUAGGCAACGUGGAACCUCCCAUGUGCCUGAGGGUCUUCGACGCCGACACCAACUACGAGGUGGAGCAGUUCCUUUCGACCUUACCCAUCCCGGCGUAG
This is a messenger RNA of Triticum turgidum subsp. durum (durum wheat), 2115 nucleotides long. Lineage: Eukaryota; Viridiplantae; Streptophyta; Magnoliopsida; Poales; Poaceae. The record is from the annotation of a GenBank genome assembly.